This is a messenger RNA of Solanum lycopersicum (tomato), 1738 nucleotides long. Its product is annotated as agamous-like MADS-box protein AGL62. Gene Ontology annotation, molecular function: DNA-binding transcription factor activity, RNA polymerase II-specific; RNA polymerase II cis-regulatory region sequence-specific DNA binding; protein dimerization activity. Lineage: Eukaryota; Viridiplantae; Streptophyta; Magnoliopsida; Solanales; Solanaceae. The record is from RefSeq and is a predicted model, not a curated record. Gene Ontology annotation, biological process: regulation of transcription by RNA polymerase II.
AGUAUAAAAACCUCAAUAAUUUGGACACUAAUUACAUCUUAUUCCAAAAGCUUUCUAAAUUACAAUAAUUCUGAUUUUUCAAAAAUCACGGAUACAUUGUUUCUUCGCCAUACAUAGCAAACAAUACAUAAAUUGUGUAUCAUAUAUAUAAUUUAUGCAUCAGAUACAUAACUAUAAACUAAAUUCAUACUGAGUUAGAUUUGAAAUAAUUGAAAUUAUGUAUCAAUAAUAACUUUUGUAACAAAUAUAUUGUAUAAAAAAAAAAUUGUAAAAAUAUAUAUAUUUAAUAGAGGUGAAGUGAUGUAACAGAGUAUUAAGAGAGAGAAGAAAAAAUGAAGUAUUUGUACUUAUUUCAAAUGAUAGAAGUUUCUAAGAAUUAUGUUAUCUUUAAUUGUAUAAUUACGUGAUUUUUCCACACGACACUAUUAUACACAUACAUCCAUAUAUUCAUCGACCAGCCACCAUUAUACCACUUCAACACCCUAAUCAAAAUAAUAAUAUCUAAAUUGUUAUUAUAUCAAAAUUGUUUAAUAAUCACCUUAAUGCACAUGUGAAGAAAAAAAAAAUCCUAGGCGUAUAUUUUAUUUUAUUUUUAUUUUCUUAUUAGAGAUUCUUGUUUUCCAAUUAGUACCCAAAAUUAUAGGAAAUAUUCCCCCAAUAACUCUUUUUAUUUCCUAUUUAGGAAAAACAAUUCCUUAUUAUUACUAAUAUAAUAAUAGUUCCCAAAUUCGUAACCCAAUUUUUUCCUAAAACGACAAUUUAAAACGAGUAAAUAAAAUAUUCUCCGAUUUUUUGUCAAAAUAAAAUCUUCGAUUUACACGUUAUUACUAUUAUUUUUUACCUGUUAUAUACUCUCUAUAAAUUAUAAAUUUUACCAAGCCAUAAUAAUUAACCUUUUCCUCCCACCAUGAAUAUUAAUAACAAUACCAACGCCGCCGCCAACUCCGCCGCCGUCGCCGUCAAGAAAACUCAAGGGCGGAGGAAAAUAGCAAUUAAACCAAUAGCAAAUCAAAACAGUAGGCACGUUACCUUUAGCAAACGCCGUUUAGGUCUCUUCAAAAAAGCUAGCGAACUUUGCAUUUUAACCGGCGCUGAAAUCGCUAUUAUGGUUCAGUCGCUAAAACGACAGCGUUUGUUCACUUUUGGUCAUCCGAGCGCCGACGCCGUCAUUAACCGGUACCUUACCGGAAAAUCAGAGGAACAAAAACCGGCGGUCGAUGAUCAGUUGAACUAUGUGCAACAGAGCAAUGAAUAUUAUUCUCAGAUCUGUAGAGAAUUGGAGUUGGAGAAGAAGGUAAAGGAGGAGAUUGUUAUUGAUGAAUCGAAGAUGGUGAAUGGUGGUAGUAGUAGUAAUAAUGGAGGAGGAGGAUUUUGGUGGAAUGAAUCGAUUGAUGAAAUGGGAAUUGAAGAACUUGAGAAAUUUAUGUUUGCAUUGGAAGAAUUGAAGAAGAAAGUAAAUAUGAGAUGUGAUGAAUUGAGUAUGAUAAAUGGUUCUUCUUCAAUGGCGGCGGCGGCGACGGCGUCUACUUCAAGUAUGAAUCAAGCUAUUGAUUAUUGUGCUUCCAUUGUUCCUUUUGAUUUCAAUUACCCAGGAAAUGCCCAAUUUUGAAGCAUUUAAUCAACUGCUUAGAUUUAAAUCACUGAUUAGUUAUUAAUUAAUCAAACAAUUAACAUGUCCUCUUCUAUCUUUAUUAUUGCUAAUUAUAAUAAAACUAAGAAGUACUGAUUCUUGCAUUAA